Mizuhopecten yessoensis (Yesso scallop) is the source of this 1287-nucleotide messenger RNA. Its product is annotated as calmodulin-like protein 12. The record is from RefSeq and is a predicted model, not a curated record. The transcript is spliced from 9 exons. The coding region runs from base 1 to 1005 and encodes 334 amino acids. Gene Ontology annotation, molecular function: calcium ion binding; enzyme regulator activity. Lineage: Eukaryota; Metazoa; Mollusca; Bivalvia; Pectinida; Pectinidae.
AUGCGUUGUUAUUUCACUUGUCAGGCAGACCAACUGACAGAGGAACAGACCGCCGAGUUUAAAGAGGCGUUCAGUAUGUUUGACAAAGAUGGGGACGGUACAAUAACCACCAAAGAGUUGGGGACAGUGAUGAGGUCACUAGGACAGAACCCGACAGAAGCUGAUGUACAGAACAUGAUCAACGAGGUGGACAUGGACGGAAAUGGCACCAUUGAAUUCCAAGAAUUCCUCACAAUGAUGGCACGAAAAGCGACGGAGAACGACAGCGAAGAAGAAAUCCGUGAGUCAUUCCGUGUAUUUGAUAAAGACGGAAAUGGCUUUAUCAGUUCAGCCGAGUUACGACACGUUAUGACAAAUUUAGGAGAAAAACUAACAGAAGAGGAAGUUGAUGAAAUGAUCCGAGAGGCUGACAUUGAUGGUGAUGGACAAGUCAAUUAUGAAGAAUUCGUGAAAAUGAUGACGCCGAAAUGUGGUACUCGCCAUGCUAUAUCACAUCAAAUCAAGACAGAAAUGAAGGUCAACGACGAUCCAUUACUAUUCGUAGAGGUUUUUGAAUGUGCAGAUCAGCUUACAGAAGAACAAAUCGCAGAAUUCAAAGAGGCGUUCAGCCUGUUCGACAAAGAUGGCGACGGUACCGUGACAACCAAAGAGUUGGGGACAGUGAUGAGGUCACUAGGACAGAACCCGACAGAAGCUGAGCUACAGGACAUGAUCAACGAGGUAGACGCGGAUGGAAACGGCACAAUUGACUUCCCAGAAUUCCUCACAAUGAUGGCACGGAAAAUGAAGGAUACUGACAGUGAAGAAGAAAUCCGUGAGGCAUUCCGUGUAUUUGAUAAAGACGGUAAUGGCUUUAUCAGUGCAGCCGAGUUACGACACGUAAUGACAAAUUUAGGAGAAAAGCUAACAGAUGAGGAAGUUGAUGAAAUGAUCCGAGAGGCUGACAUUGAUGGGGGUGGACAAGUCAAUUAUGAAGAAUUCGUGAAAAUGAUGACGUCAAAGUAGACAGAAACAUUUACGUAAUAUCAUCGUCGCCAGUUUUAUUGCCAUCAUCUUCUCUCAGUUCAUCCCAUAGCUUCGAGCAAGCCAAAAAAUAAGCAAACGUCGCCGAAGGAAGCUUCCAGCAACAAUUUCCUUAGGGGUCCUUGAAUUCGACAGUGGAUCUUCAUCAGGAAAUAUCUCCAAACUAGACAAUUGAUGUGCGAUUAGUAUUCUUUUAUAGAAUAAUAUUUCUAUAUUGAACAUUAUUAUUUUUUAUAUAUUAAAUGAUGUUAAUUUUUUUUCAUA